Zonotrichia leucophrys gambelii is the source of this 543-nucleotide messenger RNA. RefSeq names its product protein CutA-like. Lineage: Eukaryota; Metazoa; Chordata; Aves; Passeriformes; Passerellidae. Gene Ontology annotation, molecular function: copper ion binding. The annotation marks the transcript as partial. The record is from RefSeq and is a predicted model, not a curated record. Gene Ontology annotation, biological process: response to metal ion. The transcript is spliced from 6 exons.
CUGAGCGGAGCCGGGGCAGUUCCGGCGGGGAAUUUGGGGAGGGGGCGAAAUUUGGGGAGGAGCCGGCGGCCAAUGAGAGCGGCCUGGGCUGCGCUGUCGCUGCUGCUGCUGCCGGGGCUGGGCCGGAGGGGGACGGGGACGGCGACGGUGACGGUGACAGGGACGGUGACAGCGGCCACGGCCACCAAGGGCACCAUGGAGGGGACAGCGGGCGGCAGCUGCGGCACCGGGAAUGUCACCGGCAGUGGCAGCGCAGGGGACACCACGGGUGACAGAGGGGACACCGCCGGGGACACCGGGGAGCUCUCGGCCGCCUUCGUCACCUGCCCCAACCUCAGCGUGGCCACCGAGCUGGCCAGGUCCCUGGUCCAGAACCGUUUGGCCGCCUGCGUCAACAUCAUCCCUGGAGUGACCUCGGUGUACACGUGGCAGGGCAAGCUGGAGGAGGACAGCGAGGUCCUGCUGAUGAUCAAGACCCGCAGCUCCCGGGUGCCGGCGCUGAGCGACUUCGUGCGGUGGGGACGGGAACGGGGAAUUUGGGGG